Messenger RNA from Cercopithifilaria johnstoni, 984 nucleotides. The record is from the annotation of a GenBank genome assembly. Lineage: Eukaryota; Metazoa; Nematoda; Chromadorea; Rhabditida; Onchocercidae.
AUGUUUUUCAUUGGAAAAGUGAUCAAAGGUAUUGAAGAUAUGAAGCUACUUUUAGAUUUCACAAGGAAAUAUUAUCGUGAUAAUCGGCGAUUCAGUGACGAUUGUCAUUAUGCGUUAUAUAUUCGAACAUUGGAUCGGAAAAUAUCCAAGAACGAGAUACAAUACAAUAGAUAUAGUCAUUUCUCGGAUAUUGGAGUACUUUGUGAAACAUGCACGGGACAUUCAUUUAUUAAUGGUACUUGUCCAAAAGUACAGCGAACAGUAUUUGGCUCGAGUACACUUCAUUCCUCUACAGUAACCAAUUACAGUACACUUUUACCAAAUGAAACAAUUGUUGAGAAAUUUUGUCGAAUAUGUCAUAGUUUUGGUAGUUAUGGUGAUCCACUUAUUUCUCCAUGUCGUUGUACCGGUUCAUUGAAAUACGUUCAUAUAUCAUGCCUCCUACAUUGGUUAACAAUAUGUGCUCAUAAUUUAAAACGUCCAGCAAUAUGUGAACUUUGUCUUUAUAAAUAUCGCCUACGAAAUACCAUCGAUUGGCAAAAUUUACGUUUACCAUCGAUUUCAAGACAUGAUUUACGUUAUCUGAUAAUAUUUAUCAUAGCUGUGGCGUUAAUGUUCCUUUCCUCAAUUACAUCAUUGAUUUGCUUUUGCAUUGAAAGGAAAUGGGAAAAAAAUAAUGAUACGAUGAUCGAAGGCAAUUCUGAAACAUUUGUGAAAGGAAAUAACGAUUGGGAAACUUUAUUGAGCUUAUCCACUUUAAUUUCCGCCUUUCUCUUCUUUAUAUCACUUUCUGUUGCCAUAUAUGCUCACAUUAAGACAGAUACUAGCCUAAUGAAAUAUUUGUAUCGUUUAUGGAUUAAUAAUCAAAAUUGGAUAAUAGAAGAAUAUCUGCCAUGUCGUGAUCAACGUUAUUGCAACAAGAUGGAGCAGCUUCGAAGACGUUUGAAUGGUAAUAUAACAAUACAUUUAGUUGAAUAUAAUUAA